Durio zibethinus is the source of this 662-nucleotide messenger RNA. RefSeq lists its product as uncharacterized. Lineage: Eukaryota; Viridiplantae; Streptophyta; Magnoliopsida; Malvales; Malvaceae. The record is from RefSeq and is a predicted model, not a curated record.
UGAGCUUUCCCAUCAUUAUUUUUUUUCCAGAGCAAAAGAACAGCGAAGAAGAAGGCCGAGGACUGCUAGGUCGGCGGUUAAGUUUUGGUGGAGAAUGAGUGCGGAGAAGGAAUCCUCUGUUCCGCGGCGUCGCUUAUCCUGUACCAAGUGCUUCGACGCACUCUGGUUUUGCUACUCUCCGGUUCAUCAAAUGCAACAAUAUUAUAGAGUAGGAGUUCUUGACAAUUGUUAUGGAAAAUGGAAUGCUCUUUGGGAUUGUUUGUACUUGAAAACCAAGUCCUCUUCUGAACUCCAGGAAAUUCUGGAAGCUCGUGAGAAAGCUAAGUCCCACAUUUGGACUUUUCGGACGCCUGAAGAAGCACAAUCUUACUGGCAGCAGGAAUUUGGACAUUUAGAUGAUAAGGAUUGACAAAUGUGGAGAUGCUUUAGAGCUUUCUGCAGAAUUCUUUUAGCAGUAUUACAUCUUCAUUGCUCCAUCUCAAACUUUGUGUCAUAGGUCUGAAAUAAACUGUUAUUUGUUUUUUUCCUUAAGCUUCUGUUGUUACCUGGGUUAAAAAUAUAUGACUCUUUUUGGCAAGAAGGAGCUGUUGAUGCACUGAUAAUCUUCUGAUCUGAACUCGUGAAAAAUUCAAUGACAAGCAAACUGUGGUUUAAAUUCUCUA